This is a messenger RNA of Ordospora pajunii, 1926 nucleotides long. RefSeq lists its product as uncharacterized. The record is from RefSeq and is a predicted model, not a curated record. The transcript has a single exon. Bases 1 to 1926 code for a protein of 641 amino acids. NCBI's taxonomy places the organism in Eukaryota, Fungi, Microsporidia, Ordosporidae.
AUGAAAAGCAUCCAUGUGAGUCAGCUGAGGGCAGGAUCGUUCAGCUUGGAGAGCAUGGUCGAGGAAAUGGUUGUGAUUGAGGAAGAAAGCCUUCAGCAGACACGGGAGGGCCUUGUUGAUGUUUUGAGGGAUCUGGAAGGGAUACGUGAAGGGCUGCUGUUUAAGAGGGAAAGGCUUGGGCAGAAGAUACGAUCGAUUGAGGAAGGGGUGAGGCUUGAUAAGAUUGAUGAAUUGGUGGCGGAGAUAAAUGGAUUGAGUGUAGAGCCUCUUGGGACAUCGAGAGAGAUUCUUGAGAGGAAUAGAGAGAUACUGAACCUGAAGCAGAUCAGAAGGGCUGUAAAGUAUGCAGUAGAGAUAGAGAAGGGAAACUUUUCUGUUGUUGAGGGAUUGUGCACAAGCGACGAUGAGCAAGACUGGAGAUUUCUAUGCUUCUUGCUUGCUAACAUUGGGGAGGUAGGGGAAAGAGGCCAAGAGGUUCUGAGAUAUAACAAGGUAGUUGAAGAGAAGAUGCUUGAGGUGUUUGAAGAGGGGCGGAGGACCAACAACAAGACGGCGAUGAGGUCUGCAUACAAUGCGCUGGAAGAGAUGGACAAGGGCAUUUUCCUCAUACAUGUGUACUUGUACUCUUUGGAGUUAUUUAAGAAGCCAGUUAGCAUGAAGUGCAAUGAGGAGGAUGUGCUUGAUCUUGACUUUUAUGUGGGAGAGAGCAACAUGUUCACAAACCUUGUUGACAUGGCCAGAGAAACGUAUGAAAACGACUUCUGGAAUCUUGAGGAGGUGUUUCCCAACACCGGAAAGGCAUAUGGCGUGAUUCACAAGAAGGUGUAUGAAGAUGUUUUAUACAAAGGGCUUCGCGACUGGCUAGACGGGCUGAGCCCAUGCAUGUUUUUGCUGAAUCUUGAAGGAUGCUGCAAGAACAUAAGGAUCCUUGGUCUUGUGAUUGAGGAGAUUGACAGUGGGUUUGAUAGCGAUCGCGCCAUGCAAGACCUUGUUUCUCAAUAUGUCACCAGUGCAGUUGAGAACGAGAAGCGAGUGUUUGACGAGAUUUACGAUGCGAUUGUAAAGAAGAAGAGAUGUAGGAUCACAUACAUUGUUCUUGGCACAGAAGUCGGCAUGAGCGACGAUCUUAUUUUUGGAUUCAAGCAGUUGCUCGAUGUGAUGAGCUUUUCGUUUGAAAGGGCUAGCAAGCUGUAUGGAGAGGUUGGCAAGGAUGAUCUUGAGGAGUACUUCUCGAGGCGAAUGGGCGAGUUUGUAGGAGUAGUGUAUGGAUCGAUCAGAGAGAAGUUGAGGGCUGUGAAGGCAUUGAAGUAUAUUUAUCUUGUGAGUAAGAAGUACUUUGCAGACAGGUUUUGGAAGCUGAGGACGUUCCGCAACAGGAUUGGGGAGAAGCUCAACGAGGCUUUUGAAGAGCAGAUCAGGAGCUGCAGAAUAAGAAUAGGAGCCAGGAUUAAGGAGAAAAGAUUUAUUGAGGGAGGAAGAAGUAUCAGGGUGGUUGAGAUAGCAAGAUAUGAGUUUGACAAGGCGUCUGAGAUGUCUAUAAAGGGAAAGCACUACAGGGUGUUGGUGGAGAAGGUGCUAUACUCGGUGUAUCAUUUUUUGCACGACCAGAUUGUGCAAAUGGUUUUUGACGAGGAGCAGUCUGCAAAUGUUGUAGAGUAUGUCUCGGACAUUCUUGAGUUUGCAACGAGUCUUGGAUGCACAGAGGUUGCACCGCAGUUUGGAUAUCUGAAAGACCUGUGCAUGCUUAUUGCAGUGCCCAGAGAUGAGCUUGAGUCGCUGUAUGAAACACUUCUUGGCAGGGUAGCAGAAAACGAAAUGCAGCAGAUCCUAAGGUGCAGGAAGGAUGGAGGGUUUGCAAAUGAUAAACGAGGCAUUAUGGAAAUGAAUAGAAGGACAGAUGAGGAUGGAGAGGAGGAUAUGGAUUAA